Choloepus didactylus (southern two-toed sloth) is the source of this 1664-nucleotide messenger RNA. It is a transcript of the gene LYRM4, whose product is annotated as LYR motif containing 4. Gene Ontology annotation, biological process: iron-sulfur cluster assembly. The transcript has 3 exons. Gene Ontology annotation, cellular component: L-cysteine desulfurase complex; mitochondrion. The record is from RefSeq and is a predicted model, not a curated record. Lineage: Eukaryota; Metazoa; Chordata; Mammalia; Pilosa; Megalonychidae. The coding region runs from base 530 to 958 and encodes 142 amino acids.
CCCAGGCAACGCGGCGCAGGGCCUCAGGGAGGUGCCUUCAAGCGAUGCGCCCCCAGACACAAACGUCUGCCCGGCAACUCCGACCGGCUGGCGAAAAGUCACCGUGACGGUCUGCCCCCCUCAGGGCCCGGCCUCUACCCGCUGUCCCCAAGAAGGCGGCUCGGUGCAAGCGGCAGGCCACAGGCCAGCCCUCCCGCCUCCGCAGGCCUGGUCCUCGCCCCUCCCAGGUCGCCCUGGAGUCAGGCGCGCUCCAUCCCGCCGCCCCUCCGGGCCGCGCCCCUUAGCUGCCCCGGCCCUGCCUGCGGCCUUCCUCGGGAGCGGCGCGGGACUCCUUGGCGCCUUCGGAGACUUGGCGAGGCCGCCGCGCUCUGACGACCCAGCCUGCGGCCCUUGCCCUGCCAGCGAAACCACCCGCUGCAUUUCAUUUCGUUCGUGGAUUUUAUUUUUUCGAUAGGCUGAAAUUUGGUGGGUUGCGUUAAACGCGGGACCUCCGCGAAGAGGACCCAUUUAUUAUUUUCCCCUGUCCAAAAUGGCAGCCUCCAGCCGUGCACAGGUGUUAGAUCUUUACCGGGCGAUGCUACGAGAAAGCAAGCAUUUCAGCGCCUACAAUUACAGAACAUAUGCUCUCAGGCGGAUAAGAGAUGCCUUCAGAGAAAAUAAAAAUGUAAAAGAUCCUGUAGAAAUUCAAACCCUAGUGAAUAAAGCCAAAAGAGACCUUGGAAUAAUUCGUCGGCAGACCUUUAUUAAGGGGAUGAAGACACCAAGAGAGAGCGAGCCAUGGAAGCAAGAAGCCGAAAGCAAGAAAGCCCCAGAAGGAGAAGGGAGAGACCAGCAGACACCGCCAUGUGCCUUGCCGUUUACAGAGGAAUCCAGGAUUGCCAGCAGCCAGUCUUCAGGAAGAAAGCAUCACCUUGAAGGGUGCCUUUAUUUGGACAUUUUUCUCAGCCUCAAAACGUAAGCUUGUAAGCUAAUAAAUAGCAAUUGUUAAAAGCCAACCCGUUUUAUAGUCUCUGCUUUGAGCACCUUAGCAAACUAAAAUAAGGGUCUACCUGUUUAUUCCAGUAAACUUCCCUUUCAGAACUUCCUUUGGUUUCAGCUUACAGUGCGCAUAAGAAAGCUGAAUAGUAGCACAGCCUCUUUCUUCUUACUUGACUCUGGAAGACUUUCACUGUUUCCAAAAUGUAAAUGUACCCUCAAAGAAUAAAACUUUGGCAACAUAGAUAUCAUGCAAAGGAAUGUAUGAGUUAUUCAUUCAAUAAAUAUUGAAUAUCUACUGUGCUGCCAAGUGUUCUGCUAGACACUUGGGAUAUGUAUGAGAUGAAAAGGCAAUUCCAGUCCUUACUCUUAAACUGCUGACAAUCUUGGGAGAAGACAUUCCUACAAACAAUUAAAUUACACAGUGAGAAGAGUGGCAUGUGUUGACCAGAGUGGAAGCCUAGGGCAAGGAAUGACUUUCCAGAAAUGUCUUGAACAAAGACACCCUCCCUGGAAUGCAUUCUAAUAGCCCAAAGUGACAGGAAAGUAUUGAGGUCUAGCAUAUUUCUUGAAAUAAAUCUGUCUUCAUUUCCUGCUCGUCACUUCUCAUCUCUACAUAAAGGCACUUCACCUGACUUGUUUGCAGUAGUACAAAAUGGACACUGUUACCCUGUGGGCACUUGUUCUUU